Molecule: messenger RNA, 930 nt
Organism: Magnolia sinica
Lineage: Eukaryota; Viridiplantae; Streptophyta; Magnoliopsida; Magnoliales; Magnoliaceae
Product: mitogen-activated protein kinase kinase 9-like
Exons: 1
Coding region: 1-930 (309 amino acids)
Biological process (GO): protein phosphorylation
Cellular component (GO): cytoplasm
Molecular function (GO): ATP binding; protein serine/threonine kinase activity
Source: RefSeq, a predicted model, not a curated record
AUGUCGUCUUCAUCGGCAGCCAUGUCGUCCUCAUCGGAAUCGUCCAUCAAAGAGGCCAACCUACAGUUUGUCAAGAUCAUCAGCAACAGUCAAAGAGCCAUUAUCCGUCAACUCCGCGACCGCUGCACUGGCGAAUUCCACGCCGUCAAGGAAUUCGUUGAUCGCCCCAUUUCAGCAAUCGGCCGUCUCCAAAUCUACCGCGAGAACGAGUACCUCCGCGAUUCUAAAAGCCCCUUCAUCGUCAAGCACCGUGGUAAUUUUGGAGAGGGGGACGAAUUCAAAAUCGUCCUCGAAUACGUGGACGGCAGCAACAUUGGCUCCCGCAGUCCCAUCCCUGAGCCAACACUCUCCAGGUACGCCCACCAGAUCCUUCUCGGGCUAAAAUACCUUCACAGCAAAAGGAUCAUCCACGGCGACGUCAACCCUGAGAAUAUCCUCAUCGAUAGUGAGGGUCAGGUGAAGAUUUGUGGCCUUGGGAAUAGCGAGAAGCUGCAUGGGGAGACGUUUACCUUUAAGAGAUGGGAAGGGACGUCGUAUGGAUACAGGUGCGCAGACAAGCUCCGCGAAUACCCUUGUAAUGGAUAUGCCAGUGACAUAUGGGGCUUCGGAAUGACUAUUCUGCAUGGCCAUAUUGGGAGCCAUCCGAUCAUGGGCCCAUAUACCAACCAAAAUCCCAAGUUUAUGUACAAACUGUAUGCGUGGGCAGAAAAAAAGAAGCCGCUGACGCCAGAACACUCAUCAGAGGAUUUCAAGAAAUUCAUUUCGCGUUGCUUGGAUAAAAAACCGUCUGAUCGGUCGCAAGCAAUGAAACUGCUGGAGGAUCUGCUGAAGGAUCCAUUCAUUGUUAAUCACCAGGACGGUCGCAGUGCCCAGCAUUUGAGUGAUCAGAAUCCACAUGAAGAAUCUUCUUCUUCUAACAGUACAGUUUAG